This is a messenger RNA of Exophiala xenobiotica, 2289 nucleotides long. RefSeq lists its product as hypothetical. Gene Ontology annotation, biological process: transmembrane transport; carbohydrate transport. Gene Ontology annotation, cellular component: membrane. The transcript is spliced from 3 exons. The record is from RefSeq and is a predicted model, not a curated record. Gene Ontology annotation, molecular function: carbohydrate:proton symporter activity. NCBI's taxonomy places the organism in Eukaryota, Fungi, Ascomycota, Eurotiomycetes, Chaetothyriales, Herpotrichiellaceae. Bases 971 to 2092 code for a protein of 373 amino acids.
GAGCUUUGAUAACAGAGCCCAUGGGCAGUUCGCCGUGUACCACUGCAUCCAGAUUUCUCAAGGUCUCCAAAUUCUUAGCGAGGCUUGCUCGUACCAGUACUUGUGUUCGCGCAGGAAGCUUGAGUCGCGGAUCAGGUUAGUCAACCCACUACUGGUACAACAAAUUAAACGGUUAAACGGUCCACCUCAUUGAUGGACGGAUCCAUCCUCACGUAUGGUGCGCAAAUAUGUUAUCGCACUUGAAGCAUGUCGAGGACAAAGCAAGGCCAGCGGAGGCCCCAGAAUCCCCGGGACUGGGUCUCCAGAUGGAGUGGCGGACGAUCACCAUCGAAGUAUAAAAGAAUGACUCCCCUGGCAGAACAGGCCCACCCUUCUCAAGGUCCUCAUCGACGCCCUUCCUCCUGGUCCUCUUCAACAUCCUUCCUCCUUUCACACCAGUACUGUCUGCUGCUCAGUACCUCCAACAACUCAUCUUCACGAUGGAUACAGCUCCAACCUUCCUGGGUCUCCGUGGCCAACCUCUCAUCUAUGCUGUCACCUUCACGAGCUCAAUCGGAUUCCUUUUGUUUGGGUACGAUCUGGGCUUUAUGGGCGGAUUAACGACGUCGACGACCUUCCUGAACGUCUUCGGCAAUCCGGGAUCUGCCCUUUUGGGCUUCAUCGUCGCCAGCUACGAAGUGGGAGCUCUCUUUGGAGCUCUCUUCCAAUUUGCCCUUGGUGACCGAUACGGUCGUAAGACAAACAACCUUGGUGGUGCGAUCUUGGUCAUCAUUGGAGCCGUCUUACAGGCUUCAACCACUACACUUGCCCAAUUUCUUGUUGGUCGAGUCGUUGGAGGGUUUGGCCUUGGCUGUAUGACCACCGUCAUUCCCAUCUGGCUGACUGAGUGCGCUACUCGGGCCAAUCGAGGUUGGUCUCCAUGUCCAUGUUUUAACUCCCAUGAAUCCAGGGUUGACACCAUCAAGGUCGUAUGAUGGCGAUGCAGCUAUCAAACCUGAUCAUCGGACUCAUUCUUUCCAACUGGCUCGACUAUGGCAUGGCCGACUACUCGUCCAGCGUCUCCUGGCGUUUCCCUUGUGCCUUCCAGAUCAUCUUCUGCAUUAUCGUCUGUUGCCUGAUGCCGUUCUUGCCAGAGUCUCCCCGCUAUCUCUUCCGCUCCGGCCAAGUUGAACGCGGUAUGACCUCGAUGGCUGCACUGCGUGGCACUACCCGAGAUAACCCGGACGUCCAACUGGAGAUCAAAGAGAUCCAGUAUAUUCUCGAAGUCGAAGCUGAAGAAGUUGGAACAUGGUCGGAUUGCUUCAAGGACGGCGGUAUCUACGGCUGGCAGCGAGUGGCUAUCGCUUUCUCCGCCAACUUCUUCCAGCAACUGUCCGGGGUCAACGUCAUGUCGUCUCUUGGUCCAUACAUCUUUCAGACUUCAAUUGGCAUGAGCAGUCGCAAUGCUCUUCUGGUCUCUGGUGGUCUUCAAGUCUACUACUUCCUCAGCUCCUUGAUCCCAUGGUACACCACGAACAACGUCGGUCGCAGAAAGCUCUUCAUGAUUGGAUCGGCCGGUAUGGGCGUUUGUAUGCUUCUGUCUGCCAUCUUUGUCGGCGUCGGCAGCCAGGGCCUUGGAUAUGCUGCAGCGGUGGUUCUCUACAUCUUCCACACUUUCUUCACCCUUGGAUGGCAGUCGAAUAUGUGGAUCUACCCCAGCGAGAUCCUACCGCUGAAGCUUCGGCUUCGUGGAGGUGCGCUUGCGGUUGUGUCCCAGUGGCUGUUCACCUUUGUGGUUGUCCAGAUCACGCCUCCGAUGAUCACGAACAUCAACUACAGGAGCUACAUUGUCUUCGCAGUGGUCAAUUUCGCCACGAUCCCUUGCGUGUAUUUCUUCUAUCCGGAAACACUCAAACUUCCGCUCGAGGCGAUAGAUUUGCUGUUCACUGGCCGUCCGGGAGAGCAGCGUCCGAGCUUCAUGCAGGCUGUUCGGAACUCUAGGAACCAGGAAUUCAAAGACACUAUCAUGGCGACUUUGAUCGAACGGGCUGACCAAGAGGGCGACGCUGGUAUCAAGAUGGCCCCGAUCCACGAUGAGACUGCUAAAGUGUGACUGGGUCAACGACACUCCAACACAUCGCCCAUGGAUGUUGUCUAUGAAGGAAUGUUAAACACCUACUAUACACCGUCUUUCAGGUAUGCUUUAGAUAGGAUCUCGACGAUCAUCCAAAUGUAAGGCCGAAGAACUUUCGGGAAAGAAGAAUAAACAUUCAAGCACUACCUAUAAGUCCUUCAGAGCUUCAAAGUCAG